AUGGAGAAUAUUGAUAACGUGAAUUUAUUUGUUCAGUCGUUGGAUAAUUCAGUAGACCAACUUACAGAAAAAUUGGAACCAAUAUUAAAGAAGUCAUUAGAAGAGAAAAUAGCAGCAUCAGAUUCACAAGUGGAACGCAUAAAGAUAUAUAAUAACUACUCAUAUGUAUUAAUUUCCAUACUAUUUUCAUACUUGAAAACCCUUGGCAUAAAUACGGAUCAACAUCCUAUAAUGAAAGAAUUGACAAGAAUUAAACUGUACAUGAAGAGAUAUAAAGAGCUCGAAGCUAAAUUAGCGUCAAAAGAUACAUCUAAGGAAGAUGCUGAGGCUGCAAGAACUUUCAUUCAGAAUACUCUUGGUACGAAAUUAAACGGUGGGGGAGCAGCGAUUAGUUCCAAUAUGAGCUCUCCAGCUAUAAGCUCGUCAAACUUUGCCGGUGUUCAUACGAAAUUUAGUGAUCCUGAAAACAACAGUGAUUCAGAAUCCACAUCUAAACCUAAAUCUGAACCUACAUCUAAAACAUCGGCUAAGAAGAAGAUAUCUCUGAAACCUAAGGGUAAAGCUUCUAAGGUAACAAAACCACAAAGCAAGUCUAAACGGUCGAACACUAAAUGA
Molecule: messenger RNA, 615 nt
Organism: Debaryomyces hansenii CBS767
Lineage: Eukaryota; Fungi; Ascomycota; Pichiomycetes; Serinales; Debaryomycetaceae
Exons: 1
Coding region: 1-615 (204 amino acids)
Biological process (GO): regulation of gene expression; maturation of 5.8S rRNA
Cellular component (GO): nucleolus; exosome (RNase complex)
Molecular function (GO): RNA binding; DNA binding
Source: RefSeq, a predicted model, not a curated record